AUGAGGCGACAUGGCAGGGCCGGCGGAGGUUCUACCAAAGCUGUGGCACCGGUUUCCGACACAGUAUCGUUAAUCCAUUCAUUUGAUUCAGUUACGAACCCCAAUCGCCCGGUGCGCCCAUCGCCUUUGGCCUCGUCCAACAUCCAAGCUCUGCCCUUGGACCUCAUCGACCGACUGCGGUCUUUUCCUCUGUUUCAGUCUACUCCGGAAUCAUUCCUCAUCGACGUCGGACAGCAUCUGCGCCCGCAACUUUGCGCUCCGAACGACUAUAUUUUGACGGAGGGGGAUGAGGCGAAGGCGAUAUACUGGCUGGUGCGAGGUGCGGUGUCGGUCACUUCCAGAGAUGGGGAGAGUAUAUACGCGGAACUCGAGCCGGGUGCCUUUUUCGGUGAGAUAGGUGUAUUAAUGGAUCGGCCCCGUACCGCGACAAUUAUCGCCCGUUCAAGGUGUCUGUUAGUGGUUUUGACCAAAGAGGACUUCCGGAGAAUCCUUCCACGGUUUCCUGAAGUCGAGCGAGCCAUUAGGGAUGAGGCCCAGGAGCGGUUAAUGAUCUUGGAGAAGAAAAAGAAGGAGACAUCAGUACCCUCCGCUGAUCUUAUAGAGGCUGGUCGAAGAGGGUCCAAAAGGUUAAGAGAAACUUUCUCCAGUGACCUCUCGCUCACUGAACAGAAUGGUGCAAGCCUAAAGUUCGUCAAUAAAAAACGCAAAUCCCCGAGUCCGGGACUAGCUGAUGGAACUUCAAGUGCCCUUGCAAAUGGGCUUGUGAACGUGCGUCUUCUUCUUAAGGAACUGCCGCUCUUUGCUGGCCUUCCACCCGACAUUCUUCACUUUUUGGGUCUCAAUGCGCAGCCUCGAUCAUUCCCGCCCUUCACCGACAUCAUCAAACAGGACUCUCAGGGACGCGAGGUCUAUUUCAUCGUCCGCGGCGAGGUAGAAGUCUUGAGCGAGAAGAAAGACCCAUUGAACGGGCGACGACCCCUACCCAGCACCAUUGAGUAUCCCGGCUUCGAAGUGAAGGCGCGCUUGAAACAGGGUCAGUAUUUCGGCGAGGUUGUGAGCCUAUCUCUGGCGCCUCGCCGGACUGCAACCGUACGCUCUAUCAAUGCUGUCGAGUGUCUGAUGAUUAGCGGUGAGGUUUUAUCUGAAUUGUGGGAUAAAUGCCCCCAAGAUGUCCGCGAACAGGUGGAACGGACUGCCAAAGACAGGCUCAAGACUGCGUCUGAUGGAGAUGUUAUUAUGGCUGAGGCCGGAGACACUGAUGGGACCGGCCCUGCCGAUGAGAGCUUCAGAAUCAGAUCUGCUCGCCGGCAGUCUAUGCCACUGUUAACACUCACGGAAACAGAGUUGGACAGCACUCAAAGGUCGCCAAACGGCUUAGAUGAGCACACUGUAUUACGACCAUCGGAUCCAGACCCUUUUCUCAACGUGGGCUUAGAUAAUGUUCGGCUCCGCAGCCGACGAGGGUCUGUCGCUCCGUUAACCCCGGAGGAGGUAUCUCGAGAUCAACAGCGGCCAUCCUCUACGGAACCUCCAUCAAGUAGUUCAUCGUUUCGCAGUCUUCCGGACACUCCCACUACCCCAGUAGCGCAAAAGGCACGGCGCGAACCAAGCAACCAAAAUCGGGGAAUCUUUCCCGACACUAUACUUGUGCGGAUCUUCCAAAACCUCGAAUUGCAUGAUCUUCUUCGUUUGCGCGCCGUGUCUCUCUACUGGUCUGAGAUACUCAAUUCAUCCCCGGAUUUGCUUCGCUACUUGGAUUUGAGCGUGUAUAAUCGCUGCCUCACCGAUGACGUACUGGCGAAAAUCGUCUGUCCCUUCGUCGGCAAUAGACCUCGCUACAUUGAUAUCAGCAACUGCUUUCAUAUCACGGACGAAGGGUUUAAUACUUUGGCGAACACCUGUGGAUCUAACGUUGUAACCUGGAAGAUGAAGAGUGUUUGGGACGUGACUGCAUCCGCCAUCCUGGAAAUGGCUCAAAAGGCGAACGGCCUGCAAGAAGUGGAUCUGAGCAACUGUCGAAAAGUUAGCGAUACGCUCUUAGCUCGAAUUCUUGGAUGGGUUACUCCUGGUCCAUAUAAACCUCCAGAUGAAACUACAAAGUCUGGUAAAUCCGUUAUCAAACCCACGAUUCUUACCCCGACCGGAACGGCAGUCUUUGGAUGCCCAGAGCUGAAGAAGUUGACUCUGUCCUAUUGCAAGCAUGUAACUGACAGGUCUAUGCAUCACAUUGCAUCUCAUGCCGCUUCAAGGAUUGAAGAAAUGAACCUGACACGGUGCACAACCAUCACUGAUCACGGAUUUCAGUUCUGGGGAAACGUUCAGUUUACUAACCUCCGAAAGCUCUGCCUGGCGGAUUGCACGUAUUUAACCGAUAAUGCGAUUGUAUAUCUUACCAAUGCUGCAAAACAAUUGCAGGAAUUGGAUUUGUCAUUCUGCUGCGCUUUAUCAGACACAGCAACGGAAGUCCUUGCUCUGCAAUGUUCUCAAUUGAGAUACCUAAACAUGUCAUUCUGUGGUUCUGCCAUAUCUGAUCCGUCAUUACGCAGUAUUGGACUGCAUCUUCUGCAUCUUAAUCGGCUCUCGGUGCGCGGUUGCGUUCGCGUGACCGGGGCUGGCGUGGAAUCGGUAGCGGAUGGCUGCACCCAGCUGAAAGCUUUCGACGUCAGCCAGUGUAAGAAUUUGGUACCCUGGCUUGAAUCAGGAGGAACCCAGAAAUACAAUGGUAAAAUAUCAUUCGACACUGUUGCUGUGAAUGGGAGGCUUUACCGAUAG
Aspergillus nidulans FGSC A4 is the source of this 2772-nucleotide messenger RNA. Its product is annotated as protein fbxA. Gene Ontology annotation, cellular component: membrane. NCBI's taxonomy places the organism in Eukaryota, Fungi, Ascomycota, Eurotiomycetes, Eurotiales, Aspergillaceae. Gene Ontology annotation, molecular function: intracellularly cyclic nucleotide-activated monoatomic cation channel activity. The coding region runs from base 1 to 2772 and encodes 923 amino acids. The record is from RefSeq and is a predicted model, not a curated record. Gene Ontology annotation, biological process: monoatomic cation transmembrane transport. The transcript is spliced from 2 exons.